This is a messenger RNA of Pararge aegeria (speckled wood butterfly), 2624 nucleotides long. RefSeq names its product peroxisomal acyl-coenzyme A oxidase 3 (gene Acox3). The transcript has 13 exons. Gene Ontology annotation, molecular function: fatty acid binding; FAD binding; pristanoyl-CoA oxidase activity. Gene Ontology annotation, cellular component: peroxisome. The record is from RefSeq and is a predicted model, not a curated record. NCBI's taxonomy places the organism in Eukaryota, Metazoa, Arthropoda, Insecta, Lepidoptera, Nymphalidae. The coding region runs from base 449 to 2545 and encodes 698 amino acids. Gene Ontology annotation, biological process: fatty acid beta-oxidation using acyl-CoA oxidase; lipid homeostasis.
AAGAAGUGGUACUGGUAGGUGUUUGUGUUUACUGUUUUCAAUUUUUAUUGUAAGCAAGUAUAAAGUCCAAAUAUAGUACGAACAACUGAUUUGCUUUUUAUCGUCGCUUUCACUUUACAGCUUAGCGAUUACACAGUUUUGUACGCCAUUUACAUUUCCACCUCUAUUACCAGCUGUUGCCCUCUUGAUCUCAUGAAAUAAGUUUAAGCUGGGCGAGAAAAAAAAACAUGAUUCAACAUAUUUUUUCACUUUGAAUAUUCUUACAAUCAACAAGUCGUCGCUAAUUGGUAUCUCUCGCUGUAUUUUUAAGUCCAAAGGUGAACAAUACAGUUUAUUACAUUACAUCAAAGAUAACAAGAUAAUUAUUAUGAUAAAUGAUAAGGUUAACAACCGAUAAGUGACAAGUGCGAAUUCAGAAGAAACGUUUUAUACAUUUAUUAUUAAUAUAAUGGAGCCUCCAAGGAAGAUGGUAGCUGAGGAAGAAUUAAAAGUUUAUUUUCCUGACUUGCCAAGUGGGCCUUUAGAUGGCUACAGGAAGAAAGGCACGUUUAGUUGGCGCCGAAUGAAGCUUGUUUACGACAACCUAAAUACAAUCAAAUUGAAACAUGAUAUCUGGACGUUUAUGGAGAAGCACCCAUUGUUUCAACAUUCAGAGGCAUCGCUCACUUUGGAUGAUGAAAGGAAUGUGACUGUGAAAAGAAUGUAUGCCAUGCACAAUGAGAAGUUUACAGCAAUGGAAAAGAUCAUCGAAGAACCCAGGGUGGUGCAAGCUGAAGCGGAGGCUAUGUUUAUGUUCGAUAGUUCACUCGCUAUAAAAAAAACCCUUACCUUUAACAUGUUUGCAAACACAAUACGAGGUAGUGGGAGGCCUGAUCAGUACCAAUUUGUGGAAGAUGUCGAGCAAGCUAAAAUAGGAGGUUGUUUUGCAUUGACGGAGGUUGCGCAUGGAUCCAAUGCUAAAGGCAUGAGGACAACUGCAACUUAUAGUCCGGAAAAGAAACAGUUUAUAAUGCAUUCCGCUGAUUUUGAGGCUGCAAAAUUCUGGGUUGGAUCUUUAGGAAAAUGUUCAACCCACGCAAUAGUGUACGCCAUGCUUAUAUCCAAGGGUACGAACCAUGGCUUGCACUCUUUCAUAGUGCCCAUCAGGGACCCUAAGACCUUGAAACCUUAUCCCGGAGUCAUAGUUGGAGAUAUCGGAGAGAAGAUCGGCCUAAAUGGUGUUGAUAAUGGGUUCGUAAUGUUCAAUAACUACGCGAUUCCUAAGAAACUGGCGUUGGACAAAUUCGGAGGAGUCGACGAUAAUGGGGAAUACAAAUCGCCCUUCAGGGACCCAAGCAAGAGGUUUGGGGCAUCUUUAGGUGUUUUAUCUGGUGGUCGAGUGAUGAUAACGUCGAUAUCCACGAACUACCUGCAGAAAGCGAUAGUGAUCGCCACUCGUUACUCGGCGAUUAGAAAACAGUUCGGGGCUGAGAACGCGAUCGAGGAAACGCCCGUUCUUGAAUAUCAACAGCAGCAAAUUCGCUUGUUGCCGUAUCUGGCAGCGACUUUCGCGCAGAGGAUAUUCUGCACGUGGUUCGGCACGGUGCUCGUUCACAUGACCAUUGACAACUACGCGGGUACUCAAGACGAGUUGGCAGCGGCGCGCGGUAUCGAAGUCCACGCACUGUCGUCAGCUGCGAAGCCCGUGUGCGGUUGGGUCGCGAGAGACGGUAUCCAGAACUGCAGGGAGGCGUGCGGCGGCCACGGCUAUUUGAAAGCGUCGGGUAUAGGCGACCUGCGCAAUGAGAACGACGCGAACUGCACCUACGAGGGAGAGAACAGUCUCCUAUUGCAACAAAACAGUAACUGGCUUCUCGGCGUGUGGCCGAAACGACGCCAGAUAAAAAUAGCGCAAGAAUCCCCCCUCGGGACCUUGGAGUUCUUGGAAAACGUCGACGAGGUCUUGAUGAAGCCUUGCUCUUGGAAAACGAUGGAUGAACUUAUUGAUCCGUACAACCUAACGCAGAUGUAUAAAUGGCUAACAGCUUAUAUGCUGAAGACAACGUAUGAGAAGGUAGCCAAGCUGAAACGCGAGGGUGCGGACAACCUUCAGGCUAAGAACGACUCCCAGUCAUAUAACGCUGUUACACUGUCAGUUAUUUAUGGAGAGAAUUACAUUCUGAACCAUUUCUACAAGACGGCGAAAUCUUUUGAAGACGAAGCUUGCAGGAAAGUUCUACUCAAAAUGGUUUCCUUAUAUGGAGCAUUCCUCUUAGAGAAACACAUGGCAACUUUAUACAUAGGCGGCUAUUUCUCGCUGGAUCAAGGCCUGCAUCUCCGGGAGGGCAUCCUAAAGAUGUGUUCGCUCUUAGCGCCCGAAGCGGUCGAGCUAACAGAUACUCUAGCGCCGCCAGACUUUUGCAUGAAGUCCGUACUCGGCAUGUCUGAUGGAGAGGCGUACAAACACCUACAGAACAGGGUGAUGACGUAUCCGGGAGCCUUGGCGAGGCCGGAAUGGUGGCGCGACGUGGUCUACUGGGACUCGUACAUUCCUUCCAAGCUAUAAGCUUUUAAAACUACCAUUUUAUAUUCAUUCAUUGACAGCCGAUUGGCGCAGUAGGCAGCGACCCUACUUUCUGAGUCCA